Molecule: messenger RNA, 824 nt
Organism: Lucilia cuprina (Australian sheep blowfly)
Lineage: Eukaryota; Metazoa; Arthropoda; Insecta; Diptera; Calliphoridae
Product: cold shock domain-containing protein CG9705
Exons: 4
Coding region: 177-584 (135 amino acids)
Biological process (GO): regulation of mRNA stability
Cellular component (GO): cytoplasm
Molecular function (GO): mRNA 3'-UTR binding
Source: RefSeq, a predicted model, not a curated record
GUGGUAACGCGAAAAUUAAAUUGCACUGAUUUUUGCUAAUUAAUUUCUAUUGAAAUUAAAAUAAUUAAAAACUAUCAAAAUUUCUAGUUAAUUUAACUAAAAGUAUUAAAUAGCAAGUAUAUAUAAAAUUUCGAAAUUAUAAAACAAUAAAAAAAAUUAAAAUAUAAAGGCGUAACAUGUCUGAAACACCAAGUACUCCUGAGAAGCUUACUCCUGGUAAGCCACCAGUAUAUCGUCGUAGCAGUAGCGGUAGUCCAUGCCAAAACUUGCAGCUUCCAAGUCCAAUUAUAACCAAACGCACAAGAACUGCAUCAACAUCUGCCCGUGCUAUGGAGAAUCCCGUUGUCAGUGGUAUUGUCAAAACUUUCAGCCAAUCUAAGGGUCAUGGUUUUAUAACUCCUAAAGCGGGUGGGGACGAAGUAUUUUGUCACAUAUCAGACAUUGAAGGUGAAUAUGUCCCUAUGGCGGGUGAUGAAGUCACUUAUCGCUUGUGUGCUAUACCACCCAAAAUGGAAAAAUUCCAAGCUGUGCACGUUAAAAUUGUUAAUUUAACACCCGAGGUCCAUCACAAAUGGGAAGAAUAAAUUAAGCAACGUAUGUAUGUAAAUGUUUGAUACAAAUCAAAACAACAAAGUUCUUGUGUUUUCUUUAAGAAUUCAAAAAACUUAUUACGAAAAUAAUGCCUGCCGUUAAAAAUUCUAACGUUUAAUUAACCAACAACAACAAUAAUGCCUCGUUUUAUUCGCCAGUUGUAAAAUAUAUAAAAUUUUAAGAACAAUAAAAUUAAAGUUUUUCUUUUUAGCAUCUUUGUUAUUAUAACUAUA